AUGGCGCCGGCGACGCACUUCACGCCUUCGCAGGCGCACGCCGCGGCAGCCGCCUCCCACCACCCUCCCGCCGCCGCCGCGGCGGCGGCGGCCGCCACGGCCACGGCGACCGCGCGGCUGCACGCGUCGGCGCCCGCGCCGGCCGCGGCGGCGGCGCUCUGCCCGCCCUUCCUCGCCGCGGGCUCCGCGGCGUGCCCGCCCGUGCAGAACCCGAUAUUUAGCGGCCCCGCCGCGCCCUGGGCGGUGCAGCCCCAGCGCGCCGCCUCGUCUGCGCUCGGCCCGGAGUUCCGCCGCGCGCGCUCCACCAAGAACAUCUCCAAGCGCAACAACCGCGGUGGAGGUUCUCAGGACCGCGGCGGGCGCGCGUCCUCGGCAGCUGCCGGGCGCUGUGUUGACAAGCUGCUUCGCGUGGCCCCGGAGGACCGCCGCGCCCUGGGGGUGUCGCUGUCCUCUUUCCGUGGGGAGCUGGUCUCUCCUGAUGAUUACUGCCAUGUCCUCCGGGAGCUCGGCGACAGGGACAAGUCCGCACCCCGUGCACUCGAGGUGUUCCACGCCGCACUGCCCCUUGUUGGCAAUGGCUCCGUCGACAAGGGCAAGCUUUUGACCGCUGCCAUUGGUGCACUCGGCAAGAUGGGACGACCGGACCUUGCAAGAAGAGCUUUCGAAACCGGCAUCGCAGGGGGUUAUGGCAAAACGGUGUUUGCAUACUCUGCACUCAUCUCGGCAUAUGCGAGGAGCGGGCUUGCGAAUGAGGCAAUGGGCGUGCUCGAGUCGAUGAAGGGUGCAGGUUUGCGGCCUACCACCGUCACGUACAAUGCGGUGAUUGAUGCAUGCGGUAAAGGGGGUGUUGACCUCAGGUUCACGCUCGGAUAUUUCCGCCAGAUGCUACGGGAUGGGCUCUGUCCGGACCGCAAGACGUUCAACUCACUUUUGUCUGCUUGUAGUCGUGCAGGGCAUUUGGAGGAUGCCCGUGCUGUCUUUGAUGAAAUGAUCCAUCUCGGCAUUGGGAGAGACAUUUACACGUACAACACGUUUGUUGAUGCAAUCUGCAAGUGUGGCAACAUAGAGCUGGCUAUGCAGGUUCUGUCGGAUAUGGAAGCGAAAAAUGUCAAGCCAAAUGUUGUUACAUACAGUACAUUGAUUGAUGGAUACUCCAAGCUGGAGAAGUAUGAUGAGGCGCUCAAGCUGUACGAGAAGAUGAAGUCUUUGGGAAUGAAAUUGGACCGAGUUUGCUACAAUACUGUGCUGGCUAUUUAUGUGAAGACCGGAAAGUAUGGAGAAAUUGCUAUUGUGUGUGACGAGAUGGAGGACUUGGGGAUUGAGAAAGAUACUGUCACCUACAACUCUUUGAUUAAUGGAUAUGGAAAGCAGGGACGCUUGGAUAUCGUCUCUUUCCUCGUUCAAGAUAUGAGGAGACGGGGAGUAGCUCCUAGUGUACUCACAUACUCAACUUUGAUAGAUAUCUAUUCCAAGGCAGGAAUGCAUGUCGAUGCAUUUAAUGUCUACUUAGAUUUUAAGGAAUCUGGCCUGAAACCCGAUGUUGUUCUGUUCAGCUCUUUCAUUGACACAUUGGCCAAGAAUGGCUUGGUAGAGUGGGCAUUAUCUCUGCUUAAUGAUAUGACUGAGAUGGGUAUCAAGCCAAAUGUGGUCACGUACAACACGAUAAUUGAUGCAUAUGGCAAGUCUAAGGUUCUGGCUGAGGAGGAUCCCGAAGUUGGGGACAUGGGAAUUGUUGGGGUAUAUAAUGGCCAGAUCAUUAGAGCUGCUAAUCCAGUCGCAAGAGGACGGUCUGCCAUUGAUGUCCGGAUGAGGAGGUCACAGGAACUGUAUUUCAUUCUAGAAUUGUUUCAGAAGAUGGUCCAACAGGGUGUAAGGCCAAAUGUGGUUACAUUUUCUGCCAUCCUGAAUGCUUGCAGUCGCUGUAAUAACUUCGAAGAUGCAGCCCUAUUAUUGGAACAACUUCGUCUGCUUGAUAACUUUGUCUACGGUGUUGCGCAUGGGCUACUGAUGGGUCAUCAAGAAAUUUGGUCGCAAGCACAGUCCCUUUUUAGUCAGUUGGGGCGCAUGGAUUCAUCUACAUCUUCUGCCUUUUACAAUGCUCUUACUGAUGUGCUAUGGCAUUUUGGCCAGAGGCAAGGAGCUCAGCUAGUUGUGCUGGAAGGGGUAAAUCGCCGUGUUUGGGAGAACACAUGGAGUGAAUUUUGCUUGGACCUGCACCUUAUGUCGUGUGGAGCAGCUCAAGCAAUGGUUCAUGCAUGGCUUCUGAAUGUGCGCUCUAUUGUCUUUGCAGGACGAGCUAUGCCUGAGUUUCUAAGCAUCCUGACAGGAUGGGGAAAGCACAGCAAGAUAGCGGGCGCAAGCACUCUCCGCCACGUCAUCGAGGCGCUGCUCAACUCGAUCGGAGCACCGUUCCAGGUUGAGCGGUUCAACAUUGGGAGGUUUGUGUCGCCCAGCGCUGUUGUGGCUGCCUGGCUGAAAGAGUCCGGCACCAUCAACAUACUCCUCCUCAGCGAUGAGCGCGCACAGCAUCAGUCCAUCCCGUCCAAUCUGGUACCGAGACUGCAGGCACUGCAGUUGUAGUAGCCCCUAGGGCACGGAAUGCCGGGUAUCGUCUUGUCUGUAAGCAUUAAGCUCCCCCCACCUCUCUCCAGUUUCUCUUCUGCCUCUCAGAAGAUUGUAGUGUAUUAUAGGCUGAGUGAGUAGGACCUUGUUUUGUUGUUAAAUUUCGCAGAAUCAAUCGGCAGUGUGCCUUUCAAGUUCCAACUCCUUACAAUCAAGGGUGAAACGGACAAAGUUUAUUCAGAA
This is a messenger RNA of Lolium rigidum, 2805 nucleotides long. Its product is annotated as pentatricopeptide repeat-containing protein GUN1, chloroplastic-like. NCBI's taxonomy places the organism in Eukaryota, Viridiplantae, Streptophyta, Magnoliopsida, Poales, Poaceae. Gene Ontology annotation, cellular component: chloroplast. The record is from RefSeq and is a predicted model, not a curated record. The transcript is spliced from 4 exons. The coding region runs from base 1 to 2580 and encodes 859 amino acids. Gene Ontology annotation, molecular function: protein binding.